AUGCCUGAAGUAAUGAUUUGUGGUAUACCAGUGACUUUUCCAUUUGAACCGUAUGAAGUUCAAAAGGUAUACAUGGAACGUGUGAUAGAAAGCCUGCAGAAUAAUACCAACGCCUUGCUGGAGUCUCCCACAGGUACCGGAAAGACCCUGAGUUUACUAUGUUCUUCAUUAGCCUGGUUACUAGUUAAAAAGGCCCAAUUACAAAUGAAUGCACAAGUUGGCAACUUUUCAGAGCAUAGUAACUUUAGUGGAUUUCUGAAAGAUUCUUUAAAAUCUGGAGCAGGUAAAGCGAAAGAUAAUACAUCAUGGGGAAUGCCAAAGAUAAUAUACUCAUCAAGAACACAUUCUCAACUGACACAAGCAAUGCAAGAAUUGAAGCGGUCCAGUUACAAGCAUGUGAAAGCCACAGUUUUGGGGUCGAGAGACCAAAUGUGUAUUCAUCCUGAAGUGUCUAAGGAAACAAAUAACAUGAACAAAGUACACAUGUGCCAGCUGAGAGUAAAAUCAAGAACAUGCCACUUUUAUAAUAAUGUUGAGUCAAAGAAAGAUGACAGGGCUGUGAAAGGUGAUGAAAUAUUAGACAUAGAAGACUUAGUCACUGUGGGAAAAAAGCUCAAGUGUUGUCCUUACUAUUUGUCAAAAGAAUUAAAACAAGAUGCUGAUAUUAUAUUCAUGCCUUACAAUUAUAUUCUAGAUCCAAAAUCAAGGAGAGCUAAUGGUGUAGAACUUUUAAAUAAUAUUAUUAUUUUAGAUGAAGCUCAUAAUGUUGAAAAAAUGUGUGAAGAGUCAGCAUCUCUGCAGAUUAGAACAACAGAUGUUGCUUUAUGCAUUGAUGAGAUUACACAUGUCAUGAGAUCUUUUGGUGAGGCAGCAGCUAAUGAGGAUCAGAUGGAUAUGACAGUGGACAGCCAGCCCAAAGAUUUUACCUGUGAUGAUUUAUGUGUUUUGAAAGAAAUGAUGCUGGCAUUAGAGAAGGCUAUUGAUGAGAUCACUGUUGGAAGUGAAGGAAGUACUUACCCUGGUGGUUUUAUUUUUGAAUUAUUAUCAAAAGCUGAGAUCAGGGAUCAUAAUCAAAUGGCAGUUAUUACAAUGAUUGAGAAUCUCAUACAGUACUUGUCUACAGCAAGUGCUUCACCUUUUCAGCGCAAAGGAGUUGGCUUGCAGAAGAUAGUUGAUUUACUAAAUGUUGUGUUUUGUGGGACUACACACUCGUAUAAGGAGAGAGUAAAAAUGUGUUACAAAGUUCAUGUACAAGUUGAAGACAAAACGAACAAUAAAAAGACUGACAGUUGGGGAGCAUUAAAAACAACAAGUACUAAGUCUGCUGAAAGAAUUUUGAGUUACUGGUGUUUCAGUCCAGGUUUUGGUAUGAAACAAUUAAUUGAACAGAAUGUGAGGAGCAUCAUACUAACAAGUGGCACACUAGCUCCAUUAAAACCUUUAACAUCCGAACUAGGCAUUCCCAUAGGAGUACAGCUGGAAAACCCCCACAUAGUAAAAUCAAAUCAAAUAUGUGUUAAAAUAAUGAGCCAGGGUCCUGAUGGAAUGCAACUUAAUUCUAAUUACCAGAACAGAGACAAUCCUAAAUAUAUUUCAUCUUUAGGCCGAACUAUACUAAGCUUUUGCCGUGUAGUUCCAGAUGGCCUGCUUGUAUUUUUUCCAUCAUAUCCUAUUAUGACCAAAUGUCAAGAAAUGUGGCAGAAUGAGGGUAUCUGGUCCAGCAUAAAUAAUAUAAAACCUAUAUUUGUUGAACCUCAGCGCAAAGACACCUUCAACACUAUAAUUAAUGACUAUUAUAGUAAAAUAAGUGAUCCCAGCACUAGGGGAGCAUGUUUUAUGGCUGUCUGUAGGGGUAAGGUAUCAGAAGGUUUAGAUUUUGCUGACAUGAAUGGUAGAGCAGUCAUCAUCACAGGCUUACCAUUUCCACCACUUAAAGAUCCCAGAAUAAUCCUGAAAAAGAAAUACUUGGAAGAACUAAGGACUAAAGAUAAACAGUUUUUAUCAGGUGAUGAAUGGUACUCUUUGGAAGCAACAAGAGCAGUGAAUCAAGCUAUUGGAAGAGUCAUAAGGCAUCAAAAUGAUUAUGGAGCUAUAUUACUUUGUGACAGUAGGUUUAAUAGUCCAAAACUAAAGAGCCAGUUAUCUGCUUGGUUGAGAGACCACAUCAGUGUUUCAAUUAAGUUUGGUGAGACUGUUAGUGAAAUAUGCAGGUUUUUCAAAAAUGCUGAAACAACAUUGCCAGCCCCCAGAUUGAAACCACUGCUUCCAAGUGAAUCUAGAAUGCAAAACAAAUCUGAUUCUGGACCAAUUCAUGUCAGUGGUGUUUCAUUUCCUGUCACCAACUCAAGAAUUGUAUCAAAAUCUUCAAGCAAAAAAUCUGUUAGCCAAUAUCCUAAUUCAAAUGAAGUUUAUGCAGAUUUUUCUAUGGAUUUUUAUAAAAAUGCAAAAGCUUCUGCCUAUGUUAAUGAAUUUAAACCUAAUACUACAAAGGACCUUUUUAGUGCAAUAGAUCAAGCGGAAUCUCAACAGUCAUCAUCAUCACAGUCAUUAGUUACUAUUCAUAAAAGAACUGCAGAUGUUAGUGUACCUAAUCAAAUAGUAAAAAAGAAAAAGUUGAAAAUAAAACCUUUUGGAUUUGAAGAGAAUUUGAAUGGGGAAGCCUCACACACUGAAGUGGUUGAAAAGGUACCUCCUACAUCAUUGAUCGAUUUUGUCAAAGAAAUAAAAGUGCUCCUACAAGCAGAUCAGUAUAAACAGUUUCAACUAUCAAUUUCUGCAUAUAAGAAAAAUAGUGAUUUUGAAGUUUUUCUAAAGGUGCUCUCUAAUUUAUUUGAAAACAAGAAAAUGUUUUAUUUAUUCAAAGGUAUGAAGAGAUUUUUAAAAGAUGAACAUAAAGUUACUUUUCAAGAAUAUUGUGAUAAUGUAAGCUUAGGCUAA
Molecule: messenger RNA, 2937 nt
Organism: Spodoptera littoralis (African cotton leafworm)
Lineage: Eukaryota; Metazoa; Arthropoda; Insecta; Lepidoptera; Noctuidae
Source: the annotation of a GenBank genome assembly